AUGGCUCUUUACGGUGGUGCUGUUUUCGGUCCCCUGGCCACAAAAUGGUUCCAGGUCCUGCAGAGGCGCAUCAAUCUGCCCUCUGCACAACGGACAGUCAUUGGACGCGUAGCAGCCGACCAGUUGCUAUUCGCUCCCACAAUGAUCGGAGUCUUCCUAUCCAGCAUGUCCGUCUUGGAAGGUGGAAGUCCCAGUGAAAAGUUGGAGAGAUCGUACUGGCCAGCGCUGAAAGCGAACUGGACGGUGUGGCCGUUCCUGCAGCUGGUGAACUUUGCGCUUGUGCCGCUGCAGUUCCGUGUGCUUACAGUCAAUGUGUUGAAUAUCGGAUGGAACUGCUUCUUGAGCUUGUUGAAUAAUGUUGGCCCGCAGGAUGUGCCUGUUGUUGCUUGA
Messenger RNA from Aspergillus fischeri NRRL 181, 390 nucleotides. Its product is annotated as Mpv17/PMP22 family protein. The transcript has 3 exons. The record is from RefSeq and is a predicted model, not a curated record. The coding region runs from base 1 to 390 and encodes 129 amino acids. Gene Ontology annotation, cellular component: cytoplasm; mitochondrion; membrane. NCBI's taxonomy places the organism in Eukaryota, Fungi, Ascomycota, Eurotiomycetes, Eurotiales, Aspergillaceae.